AUGGCAGAAGCCGGUGGCUUCAAGAUGGGUGCAGGGCUGUGGCGGACUGGGUCCCCCAGUGCUCGCCUGCCUGUGAACUGGUGGUGUUCGGAGGGCGAGAAGAAUGUAAGAAAUAUUAACCCUUUAUUUGACUGCUUUCUUUCAGAGAUGUGGUACUGGGUUUUCCUCUGGGCUCUCUUCUCCUCUCUCUUUGUCCAUGGUGCUGUGGGAGUAUUAAUGUUUGUGAUGCUGCAGAGGCAUAGGCAGGGGAGGCUGAUCUCUGUCAUUGUGGUCAGCAUUGGAUUUCUGGGUUCUAUAACUGGAGCAAUGAUAACCAGUGCUGCAGUAGCUGGAAUUUACAGAGUAGCAGGAAAGAAUAUGGCUCCCUUAGAAGCUCUUGUCUUUGGUGUUGGACAGACAGUACUGACAUUAAUUAUAUCAUUUUCAAGAAUUCUUGCAACGCUUUGAGACUAUGUAAAAGGGGGAAAAAAUCAACUAGUUUAACAAAAUCUUAAUCUGAAGAGAAGCUUCCUGAAAGCAGAUUCAUCAGCUUACGAACUUGAAUUCUAGCGCAAGAGAGAGGAAGCUAUGUGGAACCUGCACUACAAAUCUAGAGGUUCGGUCAAAUGAACAGACUGUCCUCUAGUGUCUGAACUGUUGUACUUCUGCACUGCGCCUUAUGUGCCUCCAUCGUAGGCAAGGUGCAAUCCAUGUGUGCAAAGUUGAGAUAAAGCACCUUGAACAGCUGCCAGUCAGGUUAAUGCUUGGUGAUGGGAUCAUUCUUCUUAACAGUGUUGUAAUAAAAUAAAGGGACGCUCCUGAAAAUUGCUGUAUGUGUCAGACUUGGAGUUUAAUUCUUAACUGUUGGUGGGUAAGCUUUGAAAUUGUAAUUGUAGAAGAAUACUGCGAACGUACAUUCUACUUGAAUUCAGGUAAAAUAGCAAGAUAACUGACCUUUGUAUUAGCAGAAUCUCUUUGAAUGCUGAAAAUUCUUAUUCAGCAUUAAAAACAACUGUUAGGUCCAUUUUGAAGUAUAGAUGAAUAUUGAUGGGGUUUAAGAACCACAGCUUUAGCAACCCUGAUGUAAUUAGCACUAUGUGUAGAAUGGCUCACGGCAGUUUUCUGAAGCUCAGCACAUCACUUCUCUGUGGUCUUAGCUUGUCAGAAAUCAGUAGUUUAAGGAGACUGUAUGAGGGUUACUAAGUACAAUCUGUUGUGUAUGCACAAACAAAUCUUAAAUUGAUGCUUUCCUUGAAAUUAUUUUGUCUUAAACAUACAGAUGGUUACCAGCCCUUCUGAGAACCUCAGAAAGGCUACUUGUUGCAAAUAAGCUCCCUAUAUUUAUUUAAGCCCUGAUAGGACUCUUAAACCUACAUGUAUUCUUUAAAGAACACACAAAUAUAACAGACUUUAAGAGAAUACACC
Molecule: messenger RNA, 1404 nt
Organism: Pygoscelis adeliae (Adelie penguin)
Lineage: Eukaryota; Metazoa; Chordata; Aves; Sphenisciformes; Spheniscidae
Gene: TMEM170B
Product: transmembrane protein 170B
Exons: 3
Coding region: 1-447 (148 amino acids)
Biological process (GO): negative regulation of canonical Wnt signaling pathway
Cellular component (GO): plasma membrane
Source: RefSeq, a predicted model, not a curated record